Messenger RNA from Suillus paluster, 1327 nucleotides. Its product is annotated as kinase-like domain-containing protein. The record is from RefSeq and is a predicted model, not a curated record. Gene Ontology annotation, molecular function: ATP binding; protein kinase activity. Bases 237 to 1142 code for a protein of 301 amino acids. NCBI's taxonomy places the organism in Eukaryota, Fungi, Basidiomycota, Agaricomycetes, Boletales, Suillaceae. Gene Ontology annotation, biological process: protein phosphorylation. The transcript is spliced from 9 exons.
GUGUGUGGUUAAACCACCUGUGCCAUUGAACCGUCCUGAUCGGCGUGAUCUUUUUGGCUCAUUGGCAAGUACUUACUGUAUCUAUCAGUUGAUCUAUUGAUGCUGUGGCCGAAACCUAUGCACGGGCGACGGAACUUUAUGAACUUGUAUCAGAAGGAGAUCGGUCCUGUACUUAUACCCCAGAUUCAUUGGCCAUUCGACGUGUCACUUGGAAUCAUACUCUCUUCGAACGAACAAUGAUGCCAUCACCUCACAACAUUGAAUUCAAAAUUCCACUCAAGGAGAUCCCAGAGGCGGAACUCAAGAGAACUCAGAAUUCUCCCAAUCACACUGGCGGUUUUGGUGACGUCUGGAAAUGCAGCUGGUCCACUUCCUCCAGGAAUCGUCCAGUCACAGUUGCGAUCAAGGUAGUGAGGGUCACUGACUCGAACCAAACGGUACUGUUAGACAAGACGGCCUGGGAUAUACGACGUGAGGCCUACGUCUGGGCCAACUUGAAAGACGACCAUGUUAUCUCGCUUCACGGAAUCACAAGUGGUUUCGGAAUUUUACCAGCUUUUGUUUCGUCGUGGAUGACAAAAGGAUCUCUUGAGGGCUACCUGAAACAGCACACCACUCUUGCAACGGUCCGGAAGCUGGACAUGUCUCGGCAGAUAGCAUCCGGCCUCAAGUAUUUGCAUGAGAGCGGCAUUGUCCACGGCGACUUAACACCUAUGAAUGUACUCAUUAAUGGCUAUGAUAAGCUAUGCCUCGCAGACUUCGGUCUCUCGAUGGUUCUUGCGGAAUCAGGAAACCCCACAUUCAACUCCUGCCACGGGGGCAAUGUACGGUGGAUGGCUCCGGAAAUGUUUGCCGUACCUGAGGACGGGAUGCCCACAAAACCGACAAAGCCCGCAGAUGUAUAUUCGUGCGGCUGUAUCAUGCUCCAGCUAUUUUCUGGGCAAAAACCUUACUUCCCGCUGAGGGAUGCAUAUCACAUUAUCGCGGCGAGGAUCGGAGGGAUGGCGCCCUUCCGCCAGCUCACCGACAUUGACGAAGGUCAUACGCAGUAUUUGCUAAGAUGUCUGUCCGUUAAUUUCAAUGCUCGACCUAAAGCCCAGGAAAUUGUGGCAUUUAUAAAGGCCGAGCUGCAGAAGCUUUGAUGACGAGUUUAACCAAGGGUCCUUUUCAUAUAACGUCUAAUGAAUACUUUCGUCUAAUACCGUUGGUACUGCACACACUUUUCAGGGACUGUACUUAGCACACUGCUUUCAAGUUUAUUUUUGAAGUCUAUCGGAUCUUGUCUUUCCAAACACGCGCGCCCGCCGUCAAGUGUGACGCUCAGAAU